AUGUCGUCUGCAUUUAAUUUCUCUUUAUCGUCCUCUCUAUUUUUCUUCCCGUUGUUUUUUUUUUCUUGUUUCAUCAGCGUUUUCUCCUCAGCUCUCUCCUACUCUAUACGUCUUUUCUCGUCCUCUAUCUCUACUUUGCCGGGCUACGUUUGUUCUAAUUUGUUGCUAUACCUGCUAUCUUUCUCAUUUUCUCUCUCUAUAACGAAUCUCACUUCCUCUGUGCCUUUGUCCUUCUCUCUCUCUCUCUCUCUCUCUCUCUCUCUCUCUCUCUUCUGUGCGUGUCCUUUUCUUGUUUCUUUCUCUUUCUCUCUUUCUUUUUCGCUCUUCACCGCUUCUCUAUAUAAAUUGUCCGUCUCUUUCUCUUUGUUUUCUCCUUACAAAGAGCUCUCCCUCUCUGAUCUCCUCGUCCUUUUCUGCUCCUUUUACUUGGUACGGUUGGUAAGACGUAAAAAACGAAUCAAUCAAUCAAUAAAUGAAUCACUUUUUCACAAUUUAACUUUUUUCUCUUUAUCAUUUUUUCUUACUGUUUCUUGCUCUCUUUUUUCUUACUGUUUAUCUCUCUCUCUUUCUCUCUCUUCUCUCUCACUUAUCUCUUCUCUUACUCCCCCACUCUCUCUCUCUCUCUCUCUCUCUCUCUCUCUCUCUCUCUCUCUGCGUCUUUCUCGCCCUAUUUUUCGUGAGCGAGAUUUGUCAGCAUUUCCAUUGGUGCUCGUGGCAAGUGUCGAUUGCAAGUGCAUAUUUUCAUUUUCUCUCUCUCACGCAUCCGCACAUAAACACUCUCUUUCUCUCAGCUCUCUAUAG
Molecule: messenger RNA, 801 nt
Organism: Acanthosepion pharaonis
Lineage: Eukaryota; Metazoa; Mollusca; Cephalopoda; Sepiida; Sepiidae
Source: the annotation of a GenBank genome assembly